This is a messenger RNA of Colletotrichum orchidophilum, 624 nucleotides long. RefSeq lists its product as uncharacterized. The record is from RefSeq and is a predicted model, not a curated record. The coding region runs from base 1 to 624 and encodes 207 amino acids. Lineage: Eukaryota; Fungi; Ascomycota; Sordariomycetes; Glomerellales; Glomerellaceae. The transcript has 3 exons.
AUGACGGAAUACAAGUUGAACAUAAAAAUCGACCAGAACAUGGUCAAGAAGUUCAAGACCGGUGGGCUGAGGCUAUGCCUUGGCUUCGGCUUCGACACGACGGCGCGGCCGGGCUCUACGAAAUUCAACGUCAUCGGAUAUUCUUCAGUCUGCGCUCGAAACUUGGUGGUGACAUGGAGAGACGACUACUCAAUCGCGGGAACAAUGAGUGCGUUCUCCAGCGGAGUGAAAUUCGACGUCGCCACAGCCCAACAGCCAAUCGCCUUUGGAGAAUCCUGGACAUUACCGCCCGACUGGACCGACGGCUUCACCAGCUCCGACGAGAAAGCACCAGGCAACGGCUUCAUCUUCAACAACCUGACCUCCUCCGCAUCGGCCGUCGUCUACAAGACCGUCAACGGCGUCGAGGCCCCCGUCCACGUCAGCCAGUUCGGCCCCCUGCCGCCCGGCUCCGAGACCCUGACGCCCAAGCCGCUGGCGGCUGUGUGGUUCCAGCCCUCUGCGGAGACGGGCGCCAUGAUUGACAAGGUUCACGACUCUUCUCUAAAGGUUAUUGACUUUGAGGAUGUAAUGUCACAUGAGAUUGAAUAUGGGCCGUCUGGGUCGUGGACGAUUGUUGACUAG